This is a messenger RNA of Camellia sinensis, 3012 nucleotides long. The record is from RefSeq and is a predicted model, not a curated record. NCBI's taxonomy places the organism in Eukaryota, Viridiplantae, Streptophyta, Magnoliopsida, Ericales, Theaceae.
GUUGUCAACUUAUUAGGUAAGAUGUAGUUGUUAACCAGACUUGUAAAGCAUUGAUUGCGUUGAUCAUUUCCAUUAUCGCAAGGGCAAGUGCAUGGACAAGACUUUGGGUCAACGCCUGUGGGAUAAUUAUUUCCUGACUAUCAAUCUUAAACGACAAAAGUGGUGACGACUUGCUUUACUCCGUUCACCAUUCUAUCAUCAUCUUCGUUCCUCCCUGUGAAAUGCAAGAAGAAAUCAAUGGAAGGUUUCACCAUACCGCUUUUUUUCCUCUACUCUUUAUUUUCCAUCAUAACAACCUCCAAAGCACUUGACACCAUAACCAAAACUCAGUUCAUCACAUUUAACAACACCAUAGUUUCACCGAGCGAAAGCUUCGAAAUGGGGUUUUUCACCCCAGGCAAUUCCAAGAACUGGUACAUAGCAAUAUGGUACAAGAAGAUAGCCUCAGGGACCAUUGUAUGGGUUGCCAACAGAGACAACCCACUUCCCAAUUCCUCUGGUGUCUUGAAACUCAUCGACCCAGGAAUCCUCGUCCUUCUCAGUUCCACCAACAACACCGUAUGGUCCACCAACACCUCUCGAUCUACACGCAACCCAGUUGCCAGACUUCUCGAUUCGGGAAAUCUUAUCAUCCAAGACCCAAACGAUCACAACCCAGAAAAUUUUCUCUGGCAGAGCUUCGAUUACCCUUGUGAUACUCUGUUACCGGGCAUGAAAAUUGGGAAGAACUUGGUUACAGGUCGAGAAUGGCACAUGUCUUCGUGGAAGAGCAAAGAUGACCCAGCUCAAGGUGAUUACACUUACUGGUUAGAUCUUCGUGGAUACCCACAAAUCUUCGUCAGCAAAGGCUCGGUUGUGUUGUUCCGAGCCGGACCUUGGAAUGGUCUCCGGUUCACCGGCACUGGGACUGUACUGACCAAGAAUCCAAUUUUCAAAUUUGGAAUGUAUUUUGAAAAGGAUGAGAUUUACUACAGGUAUGAUCUCCUUAACAGCUCUGUUGCUUCCAGGUUUAUCUUGACUCCCAAUGGUUUUGCACAGAGAUGGACAUGGAUUAACCAAAAAAAAGGUUGGGUGCUUUAUGUGAAUGCACCAACAACUGUUAGUUGUAAUAGUUAUAAUUUGUGUGGUGCUUAUGGUAGCUGUGAUGGCGAUAAAUCCCCUGUUUGCGGGUGUUUGAGUAAAUUUGUGCCUAAAAACCUGAAAGAUUGGAACAUGACGAAUUGGUCGGGAGGGUGUGUUCGGAGGACGGUGUUGGAUUGCAAGAAUGGAGAUGGGUUUUUGCAGUAUUCAGGGGUGAAAUUGCCUGAUACGCGGAGUUCGUGGUACAAUAGGACGAUGACGCUUGGGGAAUGCAGAGAGGUGUGCUUGAAGAACUGUUCUUGUAUGGCUUAUACUAGUUUGGACAUAAGAGGAGGUGGGAGUGGGUGUUUGCUUUGGUUUGAUGAAUUGGUUGAUAUUAGACUGUUCAAUGAAGGUGGCGGGCAAGACAUUUACGUAAGGAUGGCUUCCUCUGAGUUGGACUUGACAGUCCAUCAAGCCAGCUUCAAUGGCAAGAAAAGAGAGAUAGUCAUAGUGACCUUGACAUUAUUCACUGGAAUGCUUCUGCUGGGUCUGAGCAUAAUGUUGUAUAUCCGGAAGAAUAAGAAGAAGAAGAAGAAGAAGAAGAAGAAGAAGAAGAAGAAGAAGCAGGAUUCACAGUUGAAGAUAGAAGGAAGGCCGGUACACAACUCCAAACAAGGUUCCACUGAAAAAAACCAGAAGGAAGAUAUGGAGUUACCAUUGUUUGACUUUGCUACGAUAGCUAGUUCUACAAAUAACUUCUCAAUUGACAAUAAACUUGGAGAGGGUGGAUACGGACCUGUUUACAAGGGUAGGUUGGAAGGAGGACAAGAAAUAGCAGUUAAGCGGCUCUCAAAAUAUUCUGAUCAAGGACUUGAUGAGUUCAAGAACGAAGUCAUCUGUAUUGCCAAACUUCAACACCGAAAUCUCGUGAAGCUUCUGGGUUGUUGCAUACAAAGAGAAGAAAAGAUGUUAAUCUAUGAAUUCAUGCCUAACAAGAGCCUAGACUUGUUUAUUUUUGAUGAAGGCGGAAGAACAUUCAUGGACUGGCCUAAGCGUUUUCACAUUAUUAAUGGAAUUGCGCGUGGACUUCUAUAUCUUCAUCAAGAUUCCAGAUUGAGAAUCAUUCAUAGAGAUCUUAAAGCUAGCAAUAUUUUGCUAGAUAUCGACAUGAACCCAAAAAUAUCAGAUUUUGGCAUGGCUAGAAUUUUUGGAGGAAAUGAGACAGAAGGAAAUACGAAUAGAGUGGUUGGCACAUAUGGCUACAUGUCUCCAGAAUACGCGGUGGAUGGGCUUUUUUCAAUAAAAUCAGAUGUUUUUAGUUUUGGUGUUAUGGUGUUGGAGAUUGUGUGCGGGACACGAAAUAGAGGCAUCGUUCAUCCAGAUCACCAUUUCAACCUCCUUGGGCAUGCAUGGAGACUAUAUGAAGAAAGCAAGUCAAUGGAACUUGUUGAUGGGUUUGUAAGGGACUCAUAUUGUCUAGCUGAAGUGUUGCGAUCAAUCCAUGUGGGUCUAUUGUGUGUGCAACAACAUCCAGAAGAUAGGCCAACCAUGUCGUCUGUGGUUAUGAUGUUGGGAAGUGAAGGUGAAUUGCCAUGGCCUAAAAAACCUGGCUUUUUUACUGAAACUGAUGGUUCAUCCAGCAAGUAUGCACCAUGUUCAGUCAAUGAACUUACCAUUACAACAAUGCAACCUCGAUAGUCGCAUUCUCUAGGAAUUGAUUGUAAUAUAAUCGUGUGGUAGAGAGAGAAUUUGAAACAGGAGAUAAGGGACAGGGCCAAGAACCCUUGUAUAACAUGAUAUAGUUGCAUUUCUCUGAAAGCCACAGCAAUGUGGACUAUUUUAUUACCUUGGGCUAACUGUAUUUGGAUUAUCUUCUCAUGAUCCACAUCCUCUGUAAACAUUCUGAUUUAGCCAUUGGUUGUUCCUAUAAACUGUGCACCGGUUGUCUCA